Molecule: messenger RNA, 3100 nt
Organism: Vicia villosa (hairy vetch)
Lineage: Eukaryota; Viridiplantae; Streptophyta; Magnoliopsida; Fabales; Fabaceae
Product: pentatricopeptide repeat-containing protein At1g56690, mitochondrial-like
Exons: 3
Coding region: 16-2139 (707 amino acids)
Biological process (GO): RNA modification
Molecular function (GO): zinc ion binding; protein binding; RNA binding
Source: RefSeq, a predicted model, not a curated record
UUGCAUUACAAACAAAUGGGUCAUGGUCGCGCGACUUUGCGUUGUUGCAUGGUGCAAGUGAGAUCACUCUGCAGCACCACUUCCGCAAUUUCACAUUACGGUCGCAUAGGUGAUGUAGACAAUGCUCGAAAGGUGUUCGACAAUACGCCAUUGCCACACAGGACCAUCACUUCCUGGAACGCCAUGGUAGCUGCCUACUUCGAAUCUCACAAACCUCGCGACGCCGUCCUUCUGUUCGACCAAAUGCCCCAAAGAAACACAGUUUCCUUCAACGGCAUGAUUUCGGGUUAUGUAAAAAACGGAAUGGUCUCUGAAGCAAGGAAGGUGUUUGAUGUUAUGCCUGAACGAAAUGUUGUUUCGUGGACUUCGAUGGUUCGUGGUUACAUUCAGGAGGGUAUGGUGGAAGAAGCUGAAAAGCUCUUCUGGGAAAUGCCACAGAAGAAUGUGGUGUCGUGGACUGUUAUGAUUGGUGGGUUGUUGAAGGAGUCUCGUUUUGAGGAUGCAAAGAAACUGUUUGAUAUGAUGCCUGUGAAGGAUGUUGUUGCGGUUACUAACAUGAUUAGUGGGUAUUGUCAGGUGGGACGUUUAGAUGAAGCUCGUGAACUGUUUGAUGAAAUGCCGAUGAGAAAUGUGUUUACUUGGACUACUAUGGUUUCUGGAUAUGCAAAGAAUGGGAGGGUUGAUGUUGCAAGAAAGCUUUUUGAAGUGAUGCCUGGGAGAAAUGAGGUGUCUUGGACGGCUAUGCUUAUGGGGUAUACUCAGAGUGGGAGGAUGAAGGAGGCUCUCGAGCUUUUUGAAGCGAUGCCGGUGAAGUGGGUUGUUGUUUGUAAUGAGAUGAUCACGCGGUUUGGACUUUCUGGGGAGGUGAGUAGAGCUAGGAUGGUGUUUGAGGGAAUGAAAGAGAGAGAUGAGGGAACUUGGAAUGCUAUGAUUAAGGUGUGCGAGAGGAAAGGGUUUGAGUUGGAAGCUUUGGGUUUGUUUGUUAGGAUGCAAAGGGAAGGGGUUGAGUUGAAUUUCCCUUCAUUUAUCAGUAUUCUUUCUGUGUGUGCCAGUUUAGCAAGCCUUGAUCAUGGCAGGCAAGUUCAUGCUCGGUUAGUUAGAUCUGAAUUUGAUCAAGAUUUAUAUAUUGCUUCGGUUUUGAUUACGAUGUAUGUUAAGUGUGGUGAUCUUGUUAGAGCAAAAGGGAUUUUUAAUAGGUUUCCAUUUAAGGACGUUGUCAUGUGGAAUUCUAUGAUCACGGGUUAUUCUCAGCAUGGGUUGGGAGAGGACGCUCUGAUUGUUUUCCGUGAUAUGUGCUUGUCUGGAGUUCAGCCAGACGAGGUUACCUUUAUUGGAGUUCUUUCAGCUUGUAGCUACAGUGGCAAAGUGAAGGAAGGGUUCAAAAUUUUCGAAGCAAUGAAAUGCACUUAUAAAGUGGAGCCAGGAAUCGAACACUAUGCUUGUAUGGUUGAUUUGCUAGGCCGAGCAGGCCAAGUAGAUGAGGCAAAGGAAUUGGUAGAAAAAAUGCCAAUGGAACCGGAUGCUAUUGUUUGGGGUGCAUUAUUAGGUGCUUGCAGAAACCAUAUGAAGCUCGAUUUGGCUGAAAUUGCAGUAGAAAAACUUGCGAAACUAGAGCCCAAAAAUGCCGGGCCUUAUGUUUUGCUCUCGCAUAUGUAUGCAUCUAGGGGAAGAUGGAGGGAUGUUGAAGUACUUCGGAAAAAAAUAAAUGCCAGGAGUGUCGUCAAAUUUCCUGGCUUUAGUUGGAUUGAGGUGGAGAAGAAGGUGCAUAUGUUCACCGGGGGAGACAGCAAGGGCCACCCUGAGCAGCCUAUUAUCACAAAAAUGUUGGAGAAGCUAGGUGGAAUUUUAAGGGAAGCUGGAUAUUGUCCCGAUGGCAGCUUUGUGCUUCAUGACGUGGACGAGGAAGAGAAGUCACAUAGCUUGGGUUAUCAUAGUGAAAAACUAGCUGUAGCAUACGGACUCCUAAAAGUGCCUGAAGGGAUGCCAAUUAGAGUUAUGAAAAAUUUGCGGGUUUGUGGUGAUUGUCAUUCUGCGAUCAAAUUGAUCGCAAAAGUCACCGGUAGGGAGAUCAUUUUAAGAGAUGCCAAUAGAUUUCACCAUUUUAAAGAUGGCCACUGUUCUUGCAAGGACUUUUGGUAGUUCCUUAUAACAGUCACAUUCAGUCUCAGACUUGAAUAGUUUGUUGAAUUAGAGGGUUGCUUUAUUCCUAAGCAUAAUGGGAUCAGAAACUAUGCACAUGAGAACUGUAUUUAACAAUCAAACAGAAGAUCCUUAAAACAUUGGAGUCACUUGCGAAUUGCACACAGCCUCCAAUAUUUGCAUUGAAAUAGGUGGAAUGAAAGCAUUCACUUCCAAAGAACUGGAAGUUGAUACUAAGUACUGGCAAUUUUAACUGCUAAAUUAAAGCUGUCCAGGGAGGUAAUGGGAAGGUUUUAAACGAGUAUGGGGAUGCACUAACCCAAAAAUCCUUACGCCAGGUGCUGUGUUCCUGGAGCUAUUGAUGGGGUUGCAAGUUGCAACCUAUUUCACAUAAGAAUAUUGAUUACAAGAAGCUUCUUAAAGGUGGCUGAGUUAGUACUCCUGAAUCCUGAUGAUACAAGAUAGGUCUUAUGACAGAAUUUGAUAUAGCCUUAGAGUGUGUUUGGAUAGAGCAUUUUAAUGAGGUAAUGUAUUGUUUUGAGGGAAUUUAAAAUGAUUUGCACAAAAUUUAUUGUUUGGAUACAAAAAUGAAGAAUUGUUAAAAUGAUGGAAAUUUAUGGAGUAUUUUAUCUAUGUUAAAUUUAAUCAUUUUGAAAUGACACCAAAAACCAAAGAAUUUGAAAUUCCUUCAUACUCCAUAAAAUGUAUUUGUUACUAUUAUUUCUUCAAAUCUUGCAAAUUGGUCCUCAUAUUUUCCAAAAUUACAAAAUUGACCCUAAGGUAAUUCAUUGCUUAAAUUAUGCAUAUUUCAUUAAUGGUUUCUUUAACUACGAAUAUUUUCUCAAAUUUCAAAAAUUAAAAGAGAUGUGGAAAUUCAAACACAAUAAAAUAUUAUAUUGUCCUAAAAAUAUAGCAAUAAAAGUAAAACUUGAAACAAUAAAAUAUUAUUACCUCCGUCUCA